Messenger RNA from Beauveria bassiana ARSEF 2860, 1275 nucleotides. RefSeq names its product adenylosuccinate synthetase. Gene Ontology annotation, cellular component: cytoplasm. Gene Ontology annotation, biological process: 'de novo' AMP biosynthetic process; IMP metabolic process. Gene Ontology annotation, molecular function: adenylosuccinate synthase activity; GTP binding. Lineage: Eukaryota; Fungi; Ascomycota; Sordariomycetes; Hypocreales; Cordycipitaceae. Bases 1 to 1275 code for a protein of 424 amino acids. The record is from RefSeq and is a predicted model, not a curated record. The transcript has 7 exons.
AUGACCACUAUCAUUCUGGGCUCCCAGUGGGGUGACGAAGGCAAAGGGAAAAUCAGCGAUAUCCUCUGCGGCGAGGCUGAUCUGUGCGCUCGCGCCGCUGGCGGCCACAAUGCGGGACACUCGGUUCAUGCCAAUGGAGUGUCUUACGACUUCCACCUACUGCCCUCUGGUCUCAUAAGCCAGCGCUGCGUGAACCUGAUUGGUUCGGGCGUUGUCUUCAACGUCAAUGCCUUCUUUUCGGAACUGCAGGCGCUAGAGGACAAGGGCCUCAAGAACGUGCGCGAACGAAUUUUCGUUAGCGACCGCGCUCAGGUCAACCUUGAUCUGCACGCCCGUGUCGAUGGUCUCGAGGAGGCUGAGCUUGGCAAUCGCAAGAUUGGCACGACUGGUAGAGGAAUCGGGUGUAGUUAUUCCAACAAAGCCGCUCGCAACGGUAUCCGAGUCCAUGAAAUCUUCAAUGAGGCGCGUUUUGAGGAGAAGCUUCGCAUACUGGCGGCCGGAUACAAGAAGCGCUUUGGUGACCUUCUCGUAUACGACGUUGAGGAAGAGCUCAAGAAAUUCCAAGAGUGGCGUGAUAAGCUGGCACCCUUUUGCGUGGAUGCCGUCACUUUCAUGAAGACUGCUCAAGACGACCCCUCCAAAAAGAUCCUGGUUGAAGGCGCCAAUGCCCUUAUGCUGGACGUGGACUACGGCACAUAUCCUUACGUCACCAGCUCCAAUACAGGUCUUGGCGGUGCCAUCACCGGUCUAGCUUUGAACCCGACCAAAAUCAAGGAAGUCAUCGGUGUUGUCAAGGCGUAUACGACUCGUGUCGGCGCCGGAAUCUUCAAGACCGAGGAUCUCGGCGAACAUGGUACCAAGCUCCAAGAAAUUGGCCGCGAAUGGGGUGUGUCAACCGGCCGUCGCCGCCGCUGCGGCUGGCUAGACCUCGCUGUACUCCGGUUUUCGUGCGCUGUCAACCACUACACGGCGUUGAACUUGACCAAGCUCGACAUUCUCGACACCUUCCCCGUGAUUCAGGUUGCUGUCGCGUACAAGGACCCUGAAACGGGUGACUUGAUUGACUUCUUCCCUGCCGAUCUUGAAUACCUUGAGAAAUGCGAGGUCGUGUACGAAGAGUUCAAGGGCUGGAACACACCCAUCACCUCGGUCAAGAAGUAUGAGGACUUGCCUACGGAGGCUCGAGAGUACAUCGAGUACAUUGAAAAGUUCUUGGGCACCCCCGUCAAGUGGAUCGGUACUGGACCCAACCGCGACGACAUGAUUUUCCGGUAA